ACAAUUCCGGAAGAACUAAGAACAUUAAUAGACAUCCUCUAUAUAUUAAAACUAUAGAGUCAUUGAUAGAGCUCACACAAAAUCUUGAAUUGUCUCUCAUAAAAACUAGCGCGAGAAGUAGAAGAAAGAAGAUGAUGAAUGUGAACGAAACAGAAGCAUUACCAUGCGAGGGAGGCUGUGGACUCUACGGAACCCGAAAGAACAACAAUCUAUGCUCUCUCUGCUACAAACACAGUGUUCUUCAACACUCGACCGCUUUAAGAUUCGAACCCGAGACCGAGCAAUCACAGUGUUGCCCUCCUACGAGUAGUCCCGUCGCUGAAGAAGAACCGGUCAGAAAAAGGAGAUGUGGGAUAUGCAAGAGGAAGGUAGGAAUGUUGGGAUUCAACUGUAGAUGCGGACACAUGUUUUGCGGGUCACAUCGGUAUCCGGAGGAGCAUUCUUGUCCCUUUGAUUACAAACAAUCUGGACGGCUCGCCUUGGCCACACAGUUGACUAUGAACAGAGCUGACAAGUUGCAGAGGUUUUAGUGAUAUUUUAGACUUAAGAGUCGUGGAUGUUGGAAUGCUUGGCUAAAGAUUUUGAUGUUGUUUAAUUCUUAUACCAAUAAUAUAGAUGCCUUCUUUUA
This is a messenger RNA of Arabidopsis arenosa, 628 nucleotides long. Lineage: Eukaryota; Viridiplantae; Streptophyta; Magnoliopsida; Brassicales; Brassicaceae. The record is from the annotation of a GenBank genome assembly.